Molecule: messenger RNA, 2075 nt
Organism: Rhizophagus irregularis DAOM 181602=DAOM 197198
Lineage: Eukaryota; Fungi; Glomeromycota; Glomeromycetes; Glomerales; Glomeraceae
Biological process (GO): mannose trimming involved in glycoprotein ERAD pathway; carbohydrate metabolic process
Cellular component (GO): membrane; endoplasmic reticulum
Molecular function (GO): calcium ion binding; mannosyl-oligosaccharide 1,2-alpha-mannosidase activity
Source: RefSeq, a predicted model, not a curated record
AAAAAAUUUUUUUUUUUUUUUUUUUUUGAAAAAAAAAGCUCAUUUUUGUUUAUAAAAAUUCAUGAUGAGCCAUAAUAAUCAAUUUUCAUGGAGGUUAAAUACGCGUUUAAGGAUAACAAUUUUUCUCUUAUCCAUCUUUCUAUUAUUAACUUAUCAAAUAUUUACAGUAGAUAAUGAUGACCUUGAUAAACCAGAACAAUGGUGGAGUAACACCAGUAAUUCUCUAGAAUCUAUAGACACUGACAUUACAAACUUUACAGAACUUACGGACGUUAAUGACACUACUGACACUAAUGACAUUACUGACACUAUAAAUAAUAAUUAUAUAGGUAAAAUUGUAGAAACUAAUAACGAUAUUACUGAAACCGGUAAAGCUGUUGAUACUGGUGAUCUUAAUAAUACUCAAUCAACUAAUAAAAUAGACUUCUUAGAUGUAAUUAAUAAGGUUUCUUAUUUACCAAAAAUUCAAUCUGAUCCAAUAAAUUUUUUUGAAACCCCUGAAGAAAAAGCAUUACGAGAAUCUCGUAGAGAGUCAGUUAAGCAAGGAUUUUUACAUGCAUGGAAUGGUUAUGUCAAUUAUGCAUGGGGAUCAGAUGAACUUUUGCCUAUAACUAAUUCUUCUAGUAAUAAUUAUAAUGGUUGGGGUGCUACCAUGGUUGAUGCUUUAGAUACUAUGUGGAUCAUGGAUCUUAAAGAUGAGUUCAAAAAUGCUACAAAUUAUAUAGCCAACGUUGAUUUUACUUGGUCUAAAAAUGAUAUCAGCAUAUUUGAAACCACUAUUAGGUAUUUGGGAGGAUUAUUGAGUGCUUAUGAAUUGUCUGGUGAUGAAAUGUUAUUACAAAAAGCUAAAGAUUUGGGUGAAGCUAUGAUUCCUGCUUUUAAUUCUCCAACUGGAAUACCUUAUAACACUUGGAAUCUCACAAAAGGACUUACAGCAAAUGGUUAUCAACCAUAUUAUAGUAUGGGAAUUUUAUCUCAAGCUGGAACUUUAUUAUUAGAAUAUACGAAAUUGGCUCAAUUAACUGGAAUUAGCUCUUAUUUCGAUAAAGUACAACUAGUAACGGAUGUCCUAGAUAAAGCAAAGAAAUCGAUUCCCGGAUUUUACCCUCUCUUCGUUAGUCAAACAUCGGGACAAUUCACUAAUGAUGAAAUAAAUUUUGGAGGUAUGGGUGAUAGUUUUUAUGAGUACUUGAUCAAAGAAUAUAUAUACAUCGGAGGUGCAAUUGAUCAAUAUAGAAGGAUGUACGAGGAAUCAAUUGAUAGUAUGAGUAAAUACUUGAUAAAAAAGGGUCAGGUUAAAGCUUACCCGGAUUUAUUAUUUCUUGGAUCUUACUCUCAUGGUUCAUUUGUUGCUAGAAUGGAACAUUUGGCUUGUUUCGUACCAGGAAUGUUAGCAAUUGGAUCGAAAACGUUGGAUCGACCAAAAGAUUUAGAAUUGGCAAUAGAAUUAGCGGAAACGUGUUUUUGGGCAUACAAUUCAACUACAACGGGAAUUGGCCCUGAAUCUUUCAGCUUUUUUGUAAAAGGUGAUCCCAUAGACAAAAAUAAAUUAAAGAUGCUCGCUACACAAUGGAAUAAUAAACUUUUACUUUAUGGAGUUUAUCAAAUGAAUGGAAACUAUUUACUCAGACCUGAAACUAUUGAAAGUCUGUUUAUAUUAUAUCGAGUUACUGGAGAUAAAUCGUAUCAAGAAAAAGGUUGGGAAAUAUGGCAGGCAAUCGAAACGUGGUGCAAAACACAGACAGCAUAUUCUGGAUUACGUAAUGUGGCAGGACCAAAUAUUGUACAAAAUGAUAAUAUGGAAAGUUUCUUUUUUGCAGAAACAUUAAAGUAUUUAUAUUUACUAUUCAGUGAGCCCGACGUAAUUUCAUUAGAUAAUUAUGUAUUUAAUACUGAAUCUCAUCCCUUCUUAAGAAUGCUACCAAAUUAUAAUUAGAUUAAUUAAAUAAUGAAUUUUCAUUUAUAAGCACCUACAUCCUUGAAGGAUUUGGGUGUUUAUAAAUGAGAGUAUAUUUAUAUACAAAUUAGAAUUAUAAAGAAAAUAAAAUAAAUUAUUUAUUUAAUAUUAUAUUGUU